Messenger RNA from Stereum hirsutum FP-91666 SS1, 603 nucleotides. RefSeq lists its product as uncharacterized. Gene Ontology annotation, cellular component: membrane. The record is from RefSeq and is a predicted model, not a curated record. The transcript is spliced from 7 exons. Bases 1 to 603 code for a protein of 200 amino acids. NCBI's taxonomy places the organism in Eukaryota, Fungi, Basidiomycota, Agaricomycetes, Russulales, Stereaceae.
AUGUCGCUGAUGAUCGAUACUCCGCUUUCUGCAUUCUCAAUACCCAUUGUUUCUUAUAUUGGUUUAUAUCCGUUUCAUGCGAGGUUCAGAUUGAUCAGGCGUACGAUAGGCUGGGAUAAUGUACAACCACGACAGAACAGAUCACGCGUCGAGAAGGAUGCUCCACAUAUCCUAAAUCUGGUAGACAGAUAUGAAGGCGCACAUAAGGUAUUCCUUUUAUUCCGCAUCGUUUGGUAUAAGGAAAUACAACUGAUCCUCUUAUCGUUUGACAUCAAGAACGGCAUUGAGGUCUUCCCGUUAUGGACAACUGCCGUGGUUCUAGGGCAUUACGCGGGACUAAGGCAUAGAACGUUGAACAUCACUGCGAUAGCUUAUAUCUGCUUAAGAUUAUUAUACAACUUUGUCUACAUCAACCAGAGGACACAGGCACAAGGAUGGGUCAGAACAUGUGUACACGUAUUGUCAAGCUUCUCCGCCCCCAUCCAUCAAGUCCUCAUCCCUGCCUCGAUUGACAUCCCAUUCCAAAACGCAGCUCUUCCCACAGGCCUAAUCAUUGCGGCGGCGAACAAUCUUCGGCUAGGACUCGGCCACAGGGCAGACUGA